AUGGGGGAAAUACAUCAUAGGACCAUUCGUGACAGGCACUGGAAAUGGCGAUUCCUGAUAGUAGCAAUGGAUUACUUCAGUAAAUGGGUGGAAUCCAAAGAUUUGGCCAGAAUCAGAGAUGUCGACAUAUUCACUUUCAUUUUCCAAAAUAUCAUUUGCAGGUUUGGCAUCCCCGCAGAAAUUGUUUCUGACAAUGGAAGGCAGCUACAAGGAAAAAUAUUGACAUGCUCUUUGACACCUUCAAGAUCAGAAAGAACAAAUCCGCUCCCAUUUACCCCCAGAGUAAUGGACAUACUUAAGCUAGUAACAAGACCAUCGCUCUCACCAUCAAGAAAACCUUGGACGAACACAAAGGAUGAUGGUAUGAGCAAUUGCACAGUACCCUGUGGUCAUACCGAACCACUCGAAGAUCUGCAACUGGAGAAUCCCCAUUCUUACUCACUUAUGGAGUCGAUGCAGUAA
Messenger RNA from Papaver somniferum (opium poppy), 462 nucleotides. RefSeq lists its product as uncharacterized. Bases 1 to 462 code for a protein of 153 amino acids. Lineage: Eukaryota; Viridiplantae; Streptophyta; Magnoliopsida; Ranunculales; Papaveraceae. Gene Ontology annotation, molecular function: nucleic acid binding. The transcript has a single exon. The record is from RefSeq and is a predicted model, not a curated record.